This is a messenger RNA of Hippocampus zosterae (dwarf seahorse), 2655 nucleotides long. It is a transcript of the gene cdadc1, whose product is annotated as cytidine and dCMP deaminase domain containing 1. Bases 469 to 1998 code for a protein of 509 amino acids. Lineage: Eukaryota; Metazoa; Chordata; Actinopteri; Syngnathiformes; Syngnathidae. Gene Ontology annotation, molecular function: zinc ion binding; hydrolase activity. The record is from RefSeq and is a predicted model, not a curated record. The transcript is spliced from 11 exons.
AGUCACCCGGUGAUCAAGAAACGUAUCGGUGUUCUUGUGCAAACGCAGAAAGACCAGAAGCAGUACGUCGUGUUCAACGUCAGAUACGAAAAGCCCUCUGUAAGAACGCUCGUCCUGGUCGCGGAGACCGAAUUAAACGACGGUGAGCGCUCGAAACGGCCAUCGUACGUUAUUCCGCCAUUUGCCAAGCAAAGUGUUGGCCAGUCUAAGUUAGUGCUAGCAAGAAAUACGGACCACGGAGUGCAGCAAUUGAGUGAAACUCCGUUUCAUGCAUGAAACGUGACAGCGACGUGUUUGUAGACGCUUGUUUGGCACUCGGGUACUUUCGAGUGUUUAUAACGUUCUUCAACUACGGGACCGCUACGCCUUUCGCUUUCCGUUGAGGUCGAGGAACCCGAGUGGGGAAGUCCGAGGCCCUACUGGUGACGAUAGGUACUCCGUGGCCGACUUCUGCGGUACGCUGAUUGGAUGGAAGAAAGCUGCAGAGAGAGUCCAGCCGAAUCAGGCCAGGCAUUGCCUCUCACAAGAGACUCCAGCAGUCAGACCAUCAGCGUAGUGCAAGGUCUUGGCCCCAGGUUCUCCAAGAUCAACCUGUUUAGCUUGUUGAGUUUGUGGCUGGAGCUGUUCCCUCAAGAGCAACCAGAGGACGACGACAAUCCGAUCCGCAGCGUGGGUCUCGUGGUGGUGCGGGAGAGUAAGGUGGUGGGGCUCCACUACAGUGGUCAUGAGCUCCACGCGGGCCAGGCAGCCAUAAUCCAACACGCUGCCCGCUUGGCCGACUGUCAGCUGUACUUCUCUCGGCGACCAUGUGCCACCUGCUUGAAGAUGAUCAUCAAUGCUGGAGUGAGUCAGAUCUCCUAUUGGCCUGGAGACCCCGAGGUCAGCAUGCUGAGAUCCGACCCCCGCGCUCCUGCGGGCCACAUCUCCGAGGAGGCCACGCUAGACACUGUGGCUACAGAGAAGCUCAAGUCCAACAGCCGCUCGCACAUCUGCUUGCUGCUGCAACCCCUGGCAACUGGCAUGGUGCAGUUUGUUGGCGAGACGUCCAGGGAGUGUGAUUUCAUGGCGACGCUGACCGAUGAUGACCCCGGCCUGAAUGCAGAGGAACUCUUCCACAGUGCACAAGAGAAACACUUUGAAGAGUUCUCCAAAUGCUUCCUGAUUGAGGACUCCCAUCAGCACCAAGAGAUUUUGAACCAAAUGCAUCUGGAGAACUUCAGCGUGGAGCCCUACUUUUCCAACCUCCGACACAACAUGAGGCAGGUGGUGAAAGUUCUGGCUGCCGUGGUGGCUGGGGUGCCACAAGAACACUGCGGAUUUCACCGGGAACCUGCGGCCCCUGAGACGUUACUCGGCAGCUCGUCGCCGCCCCCUCAUCAUGAGGGAGUGUCCCAAGAAGUCGCCCGUCAUUGCAUCAUCCAAGCCAGGCUACUUGCUUACAGAACAGAGGACCCUAAAGUCGGUGUCGGCGCCGUUAUCUGGGCCAGCAGACGGUUGGCUGGCCUGAAUGAACUCGGUCGUCUGUCCCUGGUGGGUUGCGGCUACAAUGCUUAUCCAGCGGGCUCGCAGUACGCAGAGUACCCACUUAUGGAUGACAAACAGGAGGACCGAAAGCGGCGCAAGUACCGCUACAUUAUCCACGCUGAGCAGAAUGCCCUCACCUUCAGGACUUGUGAUAUCAACCCGGAGGAACCCGCCAUGCUGUUUGUGACCAAGUGUCCGUGUGACGAGUGCAUCCCUCUGAUUAGAAGUGCAGGCAUCACGCACAUUUACACCAGCGACCACGACCGUGACAAGAAUAAAGGAGACAUAUCUUACCUCCGAUUCAGCAACUUGAAGGGAAUCCAAAAGUUCAUCUGGCAACGGGACCCCGUUGCAUCUCCUUUGACCAUCACCAAUGGUCACAGUAGCAAGCGCAACAGGGAAGAGACGCAGGAGAAGCACAGCAUCAAGAAGCUCCGCGACAGCAGAUCUAAUAACUUGCCCCCCGGCAGCUGAGUGUCAGCCCCCCAAGCAGCGGCACCGCAUGUGUGCAUUGGAACUGAACCGGCAGCGUAAAUCUUCCAAAGAUUUGUGUGGACGCCACUUGGAUCAGCAUCGAGACACGAAAACUGAGCUGACCACACUGAGCUCAUAGCUCAGCAGCAGUUAAUAGUAUAUUGAAGAUACUGUAUAACCCUAAUGUGGGUUGUGAUUGUCAUUAUGCAAGUAUUGAAUUGUUUUAUAUGCAUGUGUGAUUCCUAGUUAAUGUCCAGGGUGCGUAUUUUAAUGUUGGUUGUGAUUUUUGUCAAUUCUGUUUGUAAUAAAUAGGAUAUGCACAAAUGCGCGUAGCGCCAAUGGAUGCAGCUUGAUUGCACCGCUUUUUGAAUUCAGUCAAGAAUUCCCAACUUCCACUUGGCUGAUAAGAAUGCUUUAAUCGCGAGGCUUUAGUCACCCUGUUGUGACUUGAAGGCUGCCUGCCUGCCAACCUUGUGACAAAUGAAAGUACAACAAUUGAUUUUCCGUCCUUUUAUUCAUUCUCGGUAGAGUACACAAUGAAGCUGCAUCUCGUACGAGAUGAAAAGCUAGCAACAAGAUCCAGAAUGCGGACAAAACUUGGUCAGACAUCCACAGGGAAAUGAACGACUCAUUAAAGCUUAAGUUUUGUGUGCGUGA